Molecule: messenger RNA, 3632 nt
Organism: Spodoptera exigua (beet armyworm)
Lineage: Eukaryota; Metazoa; Arthropoda; Insecta; Lepidoptera; Noctuidae
Source: the annotation of a GenBank genome assembly
UUUCAUUCAACUUUUCUAAGCUUUUCGCCCUUCGCGUUUGGUAUUCGCUAUUCGCCACUUUGCCCGCUGUAUUUUGUAAAACUAUCGUCAUUGUUCUGUAUACUGUAUUAACUGGAAAUAUUUUAUUGCUCGUCGAUUUCCGUCGCGAGUGAUGCCUAGUGCCCGUUUGGUUUCGUUUCAUAAACAAAUAUUCACUCGUUUUGAUCCUGUGUUUUCUAACAUGUGAUUACAAAUGUAAAUAAUUAAUUAAAAUUAUCGCACAAAAUGGACGUGAAAGGUUCUAAUCGUGGGUGUAAUGUGUGAUUACUUUAUUAUUGUUGUGUUUGCAAAUAUUUGUAAGUGUGAAAGUGUAUUUUUUUGAAGGAUUUUGACAUCUCCCGUCUUCUGGCUAGCCGACGAUUCGUGCUGAAACUUCGAGCGAACAGAAUGGAGCAGCUGGAAUACAAACGAGAGAGGUCCAAGAACUAAAUAGAGGAUUCAAAAGUCAAACACAUAAUGAGCUAGACAUCAGACAUUGUGAUAGUAACAGCCAAUCAAAUAGGCCUAUUUUAUUAAUUACAAUUACUAAUUAAAAAUACCUAUAUAAAUCGCGUUCCUUUAGCAUAUAGUGUCAAUUAGCAUAAACCAAAGUAAAAUUAGGAUCCUACCUCUAUAGAAAAAAAUUCAAAAAAACUAUAUUUUCGAACCAAAGCUAGUCUUUUAAGCAUGUCGAAUCAGAUACCUAUAUAUAGCCAGGUUGUACCAAAAUCCCAAUACCGGGCGAAGAAUUCUAAAGUCAGUAAGUCCCAAAAUCCGCCGAGAAACGAUUUCGACCCUCUAAAUUAUAAUAACGGAGGGAAUUUCGCUAUGAGUUCUCCCCUUGAUGGGAAGGAGAAGAAGGAGGAGAAGCCUAGGAGGGUUAAAGAGGAUUCUGGGAGGACUCGAAGAGUGAGGAAUGAGGCUAGUGAGGGGAAGGUGGAAGCUUACUUGAGGCAGUACCAGGUCAGCAUGAGGCAGCAGCAGCAUCGGCAUUCUGCUGUUAGACAGGCUGAACAUCGGGUUAAUCUCAGAUCUCUUCCUCUAAAUGACGUGGCGACAUCACGCGGCCAUGACCGAACGCCGACUGACCGUCACCGAGGCUUCCCAGAGAGAGAUAGAGAAGGUUCCAGAGAACAUCGGCGCGAGAGAGACAGGGAUAGAGAACGGGAGCGGGAUCCUUUCGAUUUUGAUGCAUCAAGGGCACACGAGAAAGACUCACGUCCCGUUCGAAAGUCCUCCUCAGCACAUCGCGUCACGGAGACCAGCAUAUCCACAGACAAGAGGAAGUUCUUCUGCAGGGAGUGGGCUUUUCAGAAGAUUGCUCACUGCCUGGAACAGCGGCCAGUCAGCAAGACCUGUGGGGCGCUUAUACUGGGUGAUGCGGGCAGUGGUAAGACAGCUCUGUGCCAAGAGUUGAGUGAGCCAGGCCAGGGUCCGCAAGCGAGACAGCAACGCGCGCUCAACCGUAGGCUACUUGCAAGGCACUUUCUGCAGAGUCACACAGAAAGCAGCUUGCGUCCCGGCGAGUUCGUUCGCUCCUUAGCCAUGCAGAUACUUAGUCACUCCUCCAGAAGACCAAGAGCUGAUAACUCUGACCUGUCUCCCAGAGACCCUGAUACUCCACACAGUCACAGACGUAAUUCUGAAGAGGAGCGUUUGAUCAGCCGGUUCCGUGAGCUCGGAGAUGAUGGCGAGGAGAGCUCGAAGCCAUUGCUUGCUGAUAGUGAAGACCAGCGUACGGACGAAGAAGAUGGUGGUUGCAGUUCUCGCCCCCGUCCCUGCAGCCCCCCAGGGGGGGUAGAUCCCACUACGGACACCACUGCCGAUCCCCAUGCCGACGCACCGCUCAGCGCUCUUGAUGAUUUGCCAGAAAUCUUGCCAAGAUCGUCAGUGAAGCCGACAAAUCCUUUCGUGACUGAUGAAAAAGAUGAUCUACGCUUGUACGAAAACCACGAAAACUUAUUCCUACGAAAUAUUUCACAACGACAGUCGAAAGAAAUGAGAAAUUCGAGGCUUUUGCGCCAGUCUUCUGAACCUCUAUCGGAGAAGAAGACCAGUCUACUACAGAAAAGUCUGUCUACCGAGCAGAAGAACGAUAGCUCUGGCGAAGAUCGAAAGGUGGAGAAUAGCCCGCCCAAGUCCAGGAUACCUGUGGCUAAUUUCAGGUACCCCAACAAAAGUGACCUCCGAUCCGCUGAGAAUUCACCAUCCAAGAAACCAGAAAGGCCUUCGACUCCUAAAGAAGAGCUGCCGGAAUACCAGAACGUUUUGAAACCAGAAGAAGAAGUACAAGAGAGUGAGAAAAAGAAAGAAGAAGAUGUACCGCCUCCCAUUCCUAGUCUUCCUAUAAGCCCUAGGACUUUGAUAGCUAAUGCCUAUUAUGAUAAACUGCUGUCUGAACCUGAGAUUCAGCAGGCAUUAUUACCUCAAAAUUUGGAGAAGAAUCCUGACGAGUGCUUCAAGAAGGCCCUCCUGUUCCCUCUCUUGGAGAUAGACCCUCCCAAGCAGUGUCUUUUCUUGCUUGUGGAUGCUAUCGACGAGGGAAUCUCUGGUGGUACGUGCGAGGAGGGCUCGGUAGCGGAGGGCUCGGCGUCGGUGGCGCGGCUCCUGGCGCGGCACCAGCAUCUGUUCCCGCACUGGUUGCUGCUCGUCUGUACCGCCAGGAAGCAUUGCAGGAACCUCACCAGGAUGUUCACUGGGUUCCGCAAGAUAACCUUGGAUGAACUGCAACGCGCGCAUGUAUCAGCCGACGUGCAACGCUACGUACUGGCUCGUCUGGACACUGAACCCCGACUCAGGGCUCGAGUGUCGAGUGACUCCACGGCGGCGGCGGCGGCGGCCGCAGCCUUAGACCAUCUGCGGAUCAAGAGUGACGGCUGUCUGCUUUACUUGGAGAAGGUGCUAGAUGGUGUGGCGGACGGGUUCAUAGCUCUGAGGGAGAUUAGAGAGAUCCCCGGCACUCUGAAUGGACUCUAUCUCUGGCUCGCGCAGCGACUCUUUCAUGGGAGACGAUUCACCAAGGUACGUCUCCUGCUGGACGUGUUGCUGGCGGCGCGGUGCGGGGUCACGGAGGAGAUGCUGUACAAGUGCCUCCUCACCAAGGAGUAUUCCGUCACCAGGGAGGACUUCAACCGACGACUGCAUCUACUCAGGCGCAUCCUCGUCAUGGAGCGUUCUACUGGCUACCUGUCAAUGUUCCAUCACUCUUUCGCCAAGUGGCUGGUGGAUGUCAAACACUGCACUCGUCGAUAUCUCUGCUGUCCCACUGAGGGACAUGCCGCUAUAGCCAUGUACUACACGCUAGACGCCAAGAGGCUAAGUGCGUUGGAGAUCCACAACUAUGUGUUCCACAUGACGAGCUUGGAACAACACAUGGCUUCGCAGAAGAAAAGCAAAAACACUGAACAGAAAGAAGAUGAACUGGACUUGCACACGCUGAUACUGCUGUGGGUGCUGGAUUCCGGCUGCGAUGUCGAGGCUGCGCUACGACGGGAGAGCGAUACUUACAGGCGGCUGGACAUGGAUGAUACACAGGUAUGGUCAUCAUCAUCCAAUUGCAUUGAUGGUAACUCCAUUAGACUUCCACAGACUGGUAGAUGAUAGCAUUGAAAGAA